Molecule: messenger RNA, 2553 nt
Organism: Gadus macrocephalus (Pacific cod)
Lineage: Eukaryota; Metazoa; Chordata; Actinopteri; Gadiformes; Gadidae
Product: T-box protein VegT-A-like
Exons: 8
Coding region: 35-1462 (475 amino acids)
Biological process (GO): heart morphogenesis; regulation of transcription by RNA polymerase II; pattern specification process
Cellular component (GO): nucleus
Molecular function (GO): DNA-binding transcription factor activity, RNA polymerase II-specific; RNA polymerase II cis-regulatory region sequence-specific DNA binding
Source: RefSeq, a predicted model, not a curated record
AAAAUUCCGAACUACCCCUUUAACUCAUUAUGGGAUGUCUCUCUUGUUAAUAGACCACCUGGACCCUCACCACAACCACACUACCGGUAAGCCCAUGUCUCCCUCUGAGACAGGCGCCCAGAAGCAAGGCAGCAUCAAGCUGAGCCUGGUGAACUCUGACCUCUGGAAGGCUUUCCACUCCUCCGGCACUGAGAUGGUCAUCACCAAGCACGGAAGGAGAAUGUUUCCCCACUGCAACAUAAGCCUCUCUGGAAUGGACCCCUUCACCAACUACGUCAUAAUGAUGGACAUGGUUCCUGUAGACCAAUUCAAAUACAGGUGGAACAAGGAGGAGUGGGAAGUGGCGGGAAAGGCCGAGCCACAACCCCCGGCCCACCAGUACAUCCACCCAGACUCCCCCGCCUGCGGCAGCCACUGGAUGAAGCAGUCCAUCUCCUUCCUCAAGGCCAAGCUCACCAACAACACCCUGGACCAGCACGGCCAUAUCAUCCUGCACUCCAUGCACCGAUACUUCCCCCGGUUCUACGUGGUCCAGGCGGACAGCGUCUUCGCGGUCCGCUGGAGCCCCUACCACACCGUCACCUUCCCAGAGACCCACUUCACCACCGUCACCGCCUAUCAGAACACCAAGAUUACAAAACUGAAAAUCGACCACAACCCGUUUGCUAAAGGAUUCCGAGAGGGUGGACCUCAUUUUCACGGCAAACGGUGUCGACCUAUCAAGACCCAAACAACCGCAGAAGAGACCAGACGGAUGUACCGAGAUGUUGAGUGCAAAAGUCCUUCAGGCCACCAGGGGUCAAUGUCGGCCAUAAAGUCAGAGAAGCGCCGCUGUCCCAACGGUCACUAUUCCUCGUUGUUGGACCAGGACCCCGCCGCAGAGAUCCUCCAAAACGACGCCCUGGACCUCUCAGUGCAGGGCCACGGAUGUGAGGAGCAGAUGGUGCCAGCCUCCAUGGCCUACCCGGCCUACAGAUUGGCAGAGCUUAGACCUCUAUCACCGCACUCUGACAGCGACAACCGGCUACGCAGCUACGAAGCCCACGUACCCGACAUUGCCGCCGUACCCGUACACCACAACAACCCGUCCCAUCGAGAAAUGAGCCAGCACCACCACCAGCACCACCCCUCUGCCCACCACCACCUAUCGGCACCCCCUUGCUACGAGUCGUGGCCACACACCGCUAGCACUGUAGCCGGCGGCGCGGCUAAAGCUAACCCGGGGCUCCGUGCGGGCUACCCGCUCUACCAGCCGGGGCCGUAUCCGGGGGAGCACCCGGAGGUAGAGCCCGGGAGGCAGUUCAUGGUGAACUCCUUCGCCCCCUCCUCCUCCUCUGCUGCUGCUGCGGCCUUCCAUCCCUCGGCUCAGCACCAAGGUGCCCACCAGCCCGGUUACCACCAUCACCAUGGCAACACGGUGGAGUGGAGCCAGUAUCCGCUCUUUUCCUACUCCAGCUGGUGAACUUUGACCCCCCCCCCCCCCAUCCUUUGACCCCGAUGGACCUAUGCCACUGGUAAAUGCAGCCUUAGCUUGCGAUUCAGGUGAAACAAAAGUGAAAAACAAAGAAUCCAAAGACUCCUGUUGUAACUGUAUCAAUGCUGAAAUAGUUGACAUAGGCAAAUCAUUUGAAGGACGCAUUACAGAUAAUAGUUGCAAAAACGUCUGGGUUUUGGAAAAAGACAGUCAGAAAUCCAGAGGAGAGAAACGAUAAGCAAAUUCCAAAAAAACAUGGAACUGUUCAAACGUUGUUUUCUUAUACUGUAAGUCAUUACUCAAAUCUCCUUUUAAUAUAUGUUAUAACCGUGAGGCUAGGUUGACUGUACCUGGAACAAGUGUAAUUAGAAAGAUGUUUUUGUAUAAAUAAUGUACAGGGAUAUAUUGCACAACAUAUUUUAUAAUAAAGUGUUUGUUAGAGACGAAUGGAUACCACAGCAUGAGUGCAAUUGGUGGCAAAAUGUACCUUAAUAAGGAGGAAUUACAAGCAAACUGUUUAAAUAUAAUGUCAUUCUCAGAAAUUACAUUGGGGCUGGCCAGGGGGCGAGCUGGCUGCCGUCAUGCUGGGCCAAGGGUCCAGACAUGAUCACAGCAACGCACUAAAUCAGUGACCGCAUUAGGGUUGGACGUGACCGCUGGGCAUGUUGGAAGUCCUCAAAUCGAGUACCUUCCGGCGGCAGGGGUAGGCUAGUGCUGGCCAACAAGAAGAUUUAACUGUAAUUACAGCUUGAGUUACAAUCCCAUGAGUCAUAUGAAAAGGUGCAGAGAUGUGUUUCUAAAUUGGGAUUUUAUUUGAUCAAUCGGCUCGGCUUCACUGAUUACUCACUCUACCGAAGAUGGCUCAUAUUAAUAAGGGAACGAUGUGACAUAAGGCCAGCUCCUGUAGACUGGAGGGGCCAAUAGGUCAAAAGGCCCUUCAGGAAAGCGGUAAUCUGAGUGGAGCCGAUCGGUGUUGCCUUAGAGCUAUUCAUUUGACCUUUUGGAGGAUGGCAAUAUAAUUCUCAUUUGUUGAAAUGCAUCCAAUUAAUACAUGUAAAAUAAAAUGCUAAUAGUCAUAA